UCGCUAUUCUCAGUGCGCCGUGCGCGCUCCGAGGGAAAAGACGUGUGUGUUCGUUCUUCCCUUACGGAAAAGCAUUACUUUUUUCGCUUUCGAAAAACUCAUUGACCUUUCACACGUGACGUAAUUCGAAGCUCGGUGUUCUCGCGAUCAUACAUUUUGUUCGUCUUUUUCUCUCAUCGAUUUAUUUUAUUUUUAUCUAAACAUAAACGGAAUAAACACAUUGAGAAAUAUAGAUAGACAGUUAGUUAUUUUUUACUUUUAUGACAGAUAACAUUUUUUUUUUUCCCUUAUUUUCUAUUCUCUCGUAUUUGAUUCGUCGAAAUAUUUGGUAAAAGGCAAAGAAAAUAAAUAUCGAUGGCUCUUUUGUGAACGUGAGAAGAGUAUAUUUUUUGGUGAUGUUUCUCUCUUUCGAAAAGCCGAGAGAAUGAGAGACUCGAACAGCUGAAUUCUUCGUUUCUAUACUUUGCACACCGAACACCAGGCAGGCAUCGUGAACGAAAAAAAGGGUUGCUGUUGCUACGAGGGAGGGAGGAAGGAAGGAAGGAAGGAAGAUGUGUUGGUCCUUUUAAAAAGCAAGAUUUUGUAAUACAAACGUAUCAAGAAUCGAACGAAGAACGAGGAAAAGAAGCUCGAGGGCAAAUAAUCCCUUUGACGCGAAUGAUAUCUUUGGCUAGUGGCAACAGAAGUCCGUUGAUUCGAACGUAAUUUCGUCUUGGUUCGAAUACGUUGACAAGAUUCGACGACAGAGAAACGAGAAAGUAUAUAUAUAUAGGUAUAUAUAUAUAUAAUACCUAAGGUCUCGCCUUUAAUAAGCGAAUCCCACGAGAAAUUAACGGGCACCUAUGAAUCAGGAACGUGGGAUCACCGAGUAAUAGUGGUCGUUGUAGCUCCUGAUCCCAAGGAACGAGAUUACCUUCUACGAGGAUACGUUCUCCUUGACCAACGACGACGACGACGAGAACGACGACGACGAUGACGAUAGAUGAAAUCGAACACGGAUAUCUAAUAUAACGAUUGUCAAAUCCAAAAAUUCGAUAAGGAAGAACAUUUGAAUUUCUUGGAGAAAACAUGUCACGUUUUUUAAGAAUUCGCGUUAAAAUGCGCCACAAAUGACGUAGAGAUCGUCAAUUUUGUGGUGGUCAUUGUUACUAUUACUACUAUUACUACUACUACCACAACCACUAAUAUUCUCUCUCUCUCUCUCUUCCUCCGUUCCCGAUGAGCAAGAAGAUCGAAGGUAAAAUCCGUGGACGAGAGAAACGAUGGAUCGAGGAGGCUGGUGGAGGGGGGAGGGAAUACAUAGGUACCGCGACUAGAGCUCGUAGAAAUUCGAGCACGGAGAGCAACGUAAAACCACGUCAUGGCGCUCUGACGUUUCCGUGACAGGACUCGGAAAUGGCGAUGCUCUGAGGAUAGCACGUUGAGAGAGAGAGAGAGAGAGAGAGAGAAUAUAUAUAUAUAUAUAUAUACGCGUGCUCAACUAUGUGUGAUCGCCAUCGCACCGGAAACGUUGUUGCUGCCGCUGCUGCUGCUGCUGUUGCUGCUGUUCCUACUCGUGAGUAGCUCUGAUCCUCGGGAUAGCAGUAAACGUCCGGGUCUGUUCGGACCGAUUAUCGUACCUGCAGACAAUUAUACGAGAGUCCUCAAGUGAUUACAGGACGAGCGAGUGUGUUUUCGGAGAGUGUGAUAGGACUUAUGAGAAUAUAGGUAACAAGAAAGAACAGCAGAGAACAGUGUGUUUCGAGGGAGAAAUAUAUUAUAUUUAUUUGAUGAAUAAAAUAUAAAUAAUGGAUUGACGGAGAACGCGAAGUUUUGUUGUUGAUUCGUCAAAGGAAAAUAAAAUUAAAGAAGGAUCGAAAGAAAUUUCGAUUUGUUGAAAGGUGUUUUCACAUCGGAUAAGCUAGCAGUAGUUAAUAUCCGUUAGCGAUGAUAUCUACCGAUCGAAGCUUUAAUAUUACUAGUUUGAAGUAUAGUAAAUACGUAGUAAGCACGAUAUGACUAAUCGGACAAUCAGCUUUACCGCUUGCCGAGUAGUAGUCGGUGGUUCGUGCACGAUCGUCGGAUCGUCGCGAUCUCAACGCGUUCCUCGUGUAUGCCUCCUGAAAUAGUAAUAAUAGCAGCAGCAGCAGCAGCAGCAACAACAACAACAACGGCAGCGACAGCAACAUCAGCAGAAGUAAUAGUGGUUACUUCUUCGUCCGGACAACGACAACUACACCGACGAGGUCGAAGAAGACAACGACGACGACGACGUCGACGAAGGUGGCGAAGAAAGAGAAGGAGAAAGUGGGCGGUUACGAGAAACCUUCUGAAAGGGAGCUUGUUCCUGUAGAUAGGAGAAGGAAAGAGAAGAAGAAUAAGAAGAAGAAGAGAAGCGAAACUCUGUUACAGCGCGUUGGAAGAAGAACGGAACAGCAUCGGUGGGAGACAACGCUCGUGAAAAGGGUUGAAGGAGGAGGACAAGGAGGAGGAGGAGGAGGAGGAAAGGGCGGAGUAUACGAGGGUGGCCACGAGGGAAAGGGACUUGAACGCAGAGAAGUUUCCGUCUGUCCGAAGUGGAUGGGGGUGAAAAUGUUCCGAGUGUUGCUGGCAUGUGUCUGGCUGGUUGCCGGCAGCCCGUUACAUCCCUGGCCGCUAAUACCCCAAAGAGCCAGUAUCACGAGAGACUCCUACAUUAGACACUACAGUCCAGCUUGGUACGACACAGCGGCACUGAGGGAACAUCGAGCAAGAAGUCGUCGAGAUACUUCAACUUCUAGUCGUCCGAAGGACUCUACGUUGAACCUACGUCUUCGUGCUCUUGACAGAGAGUUUAAGAUGAGACUCGUAAGAGACACCAGCCUCUUCCACGAAGAUACAAUUUUCGAAGGAUCGAACGACCGAAAUAUUGCCUUCGAUCCUUCCCACGUAUACAGCGGCACGUUGGAGGAUGACGAAAAUUCUUUGGUUCAUGGUAUGGUCACUUCCGAGGGUCUUUUCGAUGGGACCAUCUUCACAGCUUCCGAUGAGAUUUACAUCGAACCGGCUAACAGAUAUUCCUCUUCAUCCGUCAAUUGUCAUCGGCUUAAUUCCGGAAACGAUUAUCGAUGCGGAAACCAAUCCGAUGAUCUACGUCAUCAUCAUACCAUCGCUUAUCGUUCGAGAGAUAUUUCUGUCUUACCAACGCAAUCCUGUGCCAGCGAGGAACUUUUUCAUCGAACCGAUCGAAAUCCAUUGAGGAACAGCAACGAGACGGGAAGGAACGGAUAUCUUCUUGCUGGUGGCACAAUGCGCCCGUUUUAUCAACACGUAAAUGAAGGGACGAAUCGUGCAAAGCCAGGAUUCUAUCCAAUGGAUGCGAGGAAAAAGGACCCCAUGGCGAGCUCCCAUAAUCUCGAGCUUCUCGACAAAUUGUACAGAGAAAGAUAUUCAAGGAUCUUACGAAAAAGGACGUCGAUCGAUCCGAAAAAGACAACCUGUAUGCUGUACCUCCAAGCAGAUCACACGUUCUUCGAACAUUACAAAUCGGAAGAAGCAUGCAUCGAAGUUAUGACUCGUCACGUUCAACGUGUUAACUCCAUUUACAGACACACAGAUUUUAAUCAGGAUGGACAACCGGACAACAUCAGUUUUAUGAUUAAACGCGUGAAAGUUCACGGAGAGGAGGCGUUGCAGGAUCCAUCCUAUAGAUUUACAGGUGAUUACGGGGUCGAAGAAUUUCUCGAGCUAUUUUCCGAGGAAGAUUACGACGCCUUUUGUCUUUCCUAUAUGUUCACUUAUCGUGAUUUCGAAAAGGGUACGCUGGGUUUGGCUUGGACAGGUGAUCUCAAGAACGCAGGUGGUGUUUGCGAGAAAAACGGGCAUUACAGAGGUAGCAUGAAAUCUCUCAACACUGGCAUAAUCACCCUACUCAACUACGGGAAGCACGUACCACCGACGGUUUCUCACGUUACCCUUGCACACGAGAUCGGCCACAAUUUUGGAUCUCCUCAUGAUCCCGACGAGUGUUCGCCAGGCGGCGAGGAUGGGAAUUUCAUAAUGUUCGCAAGGGCUACGAGUGGCGACAAGCGGAACAACAAUCGAUUCAGUCCGUGCAGUCUCGUCUCUAUAAACCCAGUCCUAAAUGCCAAGGCUCGUUCUGCGAAAGGAUGUUUCGCUGAGCCUCAGUCGGCCAUUUGCGGAAACGGCGUAGUGGAAGAGGGUGAGGAGUGCGAUUGCGGAUGGGAGGAGGACUGCAAUGAUCCUUGUUGCCACCCUCAACGGCUCCAUCAUGUCCUUCAUGAGAUACCUUGUCGCCUUGCCGAUGGCGCAGUUUGCAGUCCCAGUCAGGGGCCGUGCUGCACGUCGGCUUGUACUUUACGCAGCGGGGACAAGUGCAGGGACGACAACGGAUGCAGGGACGCGAGCUUUUGCGACGGCCGAGGUCCCCAGUGUCCGCCAUCCAUCAACAAACCCAACAAGACCAUAUGCAACGAGGAGUUCGUCUGUUACAUGGGGGAAUGCACAGGCAGCAUUUGCCUGGCUUACGGUUUGGAAUCCUGUCAAUGUAUUGCAGGACCAGAGGAUCCACCAACCAAGAGCUGUGAACUCUGCUGUAAAUUACCGGGAGAGGAUCAACCAUGCUUAUCGUCCUUUGCUUGGAAUUCAGCCCCUUACGAUAUACCGGACAUGCUUUCAAAGCCUGGCACACCUUGCAACGACUACAAUGGUUACUGCGACGUUUUUCAAAGAUGCCGAGAGGUUGAUCCGAGUGGACCCUUGGCUACCUUGAGAAGACUCCUUCUAUCCGAUGCGAGUCUUGCUAACUUUCAACGAUGGAUCACUGAUCGUUGGUACAUAGUCGCCUUGAUGAUUCUCUUUCUGUUAUCCAUACUGUGCGUGGUGACGAGGCUAUUAAGUAAACGGCGAGUACCGCUUAUGAAAAUCCUUCCAAUAGGUCAAGAAAUUCGAGAGGAUGUAGCGAGAAAGGAUGAAUCUUUGUCGAAGGAGCAUGCAACGUCGAAUGAUGGUAGAAUACAAUCGAUGAACAUUUCGGACAUCAAAAAGCGUAUAGUCGAGGCUAUGAAAAGCAUCGUUUCGCCGCGUGGUAAGAGGAACGACGAGGAGUCCUUGCGGGCGAGUACCUGUAUCUCCAGGAUUCUACGUCUUCUAGAAAAAGACGGUACUCGAGCGGUCGAUCGUUCGGAAAAGCAGAGCUUGAACGAGAUCGAGGAGGUGGAAGGUAAGAGGAGAAGAAGUAGGUGUGAAAAGAGACGAGAGAAAAGGAGAAAAGAAAUGGAAAAGGAAGAAUUGGAGAAAAAAGAAAAUAAGAGAACGCUCCUUUCUCGUGUCGAGUGCCAGGAGGGCGAGAGGAAUCUCGGAAGAUGGCGAAGAAUCUCCUUUAUUCUAUCGGGAAGAACUAUUCCCACCAAUUUGACUUCGAUUGAAGAAAAAAUGACAACUAAUUCGUACGACAUCGAACGAGAAGUUUGUCAAAAUUCGAUGAAUUAUCAAAGCGAAUCAUUGGUAGUGCCGGACACGCCCGAUACGCCGAUCGAUAUGGUCGAAGGAAGAAUACAAACGUCAGAUUUGACAGUCCUCUUACCAGAAAGUUAGUCGUGGGAUAGGUUUCUUUUAUUCGACUUCUUUAUUACAUUAUUGAUGAACUACGAAGUCGGAUACAAUUGGGUGUCCCGAAGAAUUUGUAAAUGUUGUAUAUAAUCCUCAAAUCGAUAAGUAUAUAUUCGUGUCGAUCGUAGAAAAAUGCAUCUAGAAUUCGAUAUAAGAAUGACAAUGAUCGAAUAAUAUGGAUAUGAAAGAUUCGUAUUUUAAUCGAGUAUAGAAGCGGACCAAUCGUAGAGGAGGUCGUCCCGAAGUUUAGUAUCGGUGUAUGUAUGCGUGUAGAAGAAUGUAUAAGUAAUCUCGAUCAUUAUUGUAAAAAAAAUAAAUCCUAUGCUACUAAUUCAUUAUAAUCAUACUCUCUUAAUCAUUUUUAACCAUUCUAACUUAUUUUCAAUCUCUCUUCUUUUUUCCCGCUGAUUCCGAUCAUCGUUCGAUAUACAAUGGUAACGCCAUCUAUGCAUCCUUCGCUGUUUAAUCUCUCGAUCGAUUAUUCAUUAUUUCAAAAUCCAAUUUCAAUGAAAAUUAUUCGAAAUAUCAUGUUACGGCAAUACUACGUUAAUCAA
Molecule: messenger RNA, 6143 nt
Organism: Polistes canadensis
Lineage: Eukaryota; Metazoa; Arthropoda; Insecta; Hymenoptera; Vespidae
Product: disintegrin and metalloproteinase domain-containing protein 10-like
Exons: 17
Coding region: 2560-5574 (1004 amino acids)
Biological process (GO): Notch signaling pathway; membrane protein ectodomain proteolysis
Cellular component (GO): plasma membrane
Molecular function (GO): metalloendopeptidase activity
Source: RefSeq, a predicted model, not a curated record